ACCUCCACCAUUCCCAAACCCAAGGCGCAACCGCCGCAAAUCCCGCGCUUCGCCUCGCCACCCUCCCCCUCCGCUCCAAUGGAGGACCCUCCUCCGCCUCCGCCGCUGCGCCUGCGCUGCGCGGUGCAGCACUACGAGUGGGGCCGCCGCGGGGCCGCCUCCCUCGUCGCGCGCCUCUCCGACGCAGGCGGAGCCGACCCGGCGCAGCCAUACGCCGAGCUGUGGGUGGGCACGCACCCCUCCGCGCCCUCCACGCUCCUCCUCGCCGACGACGACGACGACGUCGUCCUCCUCCGGGACUGGCUGUUGCGCAACCCCGCCGCGCUCGGCCCCGCCGUCGCCGCCCGGUGGGGAGGCGACCUCCCGUUCCUAUUCAAGGUGCUGUCGGUGGCCAAGGCGUUGUCGAUCCAGGCGCACCCGGACAAGGACCUCGCCGAGGUGCUGCACGCGCUGCGCCCGGCCACCUACAAGGACGGCAACCACAAGCCCGAGAUGGCCAUCGCCGUCACCGAGUUCCGCGCGCUCUGCGGCUUUGCCGGUAUCGAGGAACUUAAAGACGUUUUAAGAACUGUGCCUGAAGUUGAAGACCUGGUUGGGCCUGAAGAUGCUGCCAAGCUUCUGUCUGUGAAAGAGUACCAUGGUGUCAAUGAAGUAAAAUCUAGUCUUUGUUCAGCUUUUACUAAGCUAAUGAUGGCUAAUAAAGAAGCAGUUUCUGAAGCAAUAGCAAAAUUGAUCUGUCGCCUCGAUGCUGAGAGCAAGGUUAGGACCUUGACUGAGAAAGAAAAUCUAGUUUUGUCUCUGGAGAAACAAUAUCCAGAAGAUGUUGGCGUUCUAGCAGCAUUUUUCUUCAAUUAUAUCAAGCUCAGUCCUGGUGAAGCACUUUACAUUGGUGCCAACGAACCACAUGCAUAUCUAUCUGGGGAAUGCAUUGAAUGUAUGGCCACUUCAGAUAAUGUUGUUCGUGCUGGUUUGACACCUAAGUACAGAGAUGUGCAAACUCUUUGCUCUAUGCUAACAUACAAACAGGUCUUUCCAGAAAUCUUACGGGGGGUUCCUGUGGAGCCGCAUGUAAGACGCUAUACCCCUCCGUUUGAUGAGUUUGAAGUUGACUGCUGCUCGCUACCAUCAGGAGAAUUGGUUGUGAUAUCCCCAGUGCCAGGUCCAUCCGUCUACCUAGUGAUGGCCGGUGAAGGCGAAAUUCAGGUAGAUUCCAUGCCAGAAGGUGAAAAGUCUAAACAAGGUGAUGUUUUCUUCGUUCCUGCACACACCGAGGUUAAGUUCUCUGCCUCCGGUCCUGAGUGCAUGCUGCUGUACAGGGCUGGGGUCAAUAGCAGAUUCUUCAGUUAAUUAGUGACCGCUGAAAGUGUACCACACACAGUUGCUUUAGGAAAAAAAAAUCAGUGCUAAAAUACAAAGUGAAAUUAUAUGAUUAGUUAGCAAAAGUUACCCUAUACUGUAUAGGUCAACAAAAGAAUAAGCCGGUUCCUUCAUCUCUUGAUUAUUUCUUCUUCCAAAGAAGUCUACACCAUAUCCAUCCUCAUCCAUUCAAAUCUAUCUGAUGUGGAGGGGAUUACAUUACAGAAUAAAUUUCAGCCAUUUCAUUACAUUGUAGUUCAGAACCAAAAUGUGAACUGCUCUCUGACACAGAAAUAUAGUUGGAAAUAUUUACAGGCGUGCUGCAUGCACUGUCUCUCUUCA
Messenger RNA from Oryza brachyantha (malo sina), 1698 nucleotides. Its product is annotated as mannose-6-phosphate isomerase 1. Gene Ontology annotation, molecular function: zinc ion binding; mannose-6-phosphate isomerase activity. Lineage: Eukaryota; Viridiplantae; Streptophyta; Magnoliopsida; Poales; Poaceae. The record is from RefSeq and is a predicted model, not a curated record. Gene Ontology annotation, cellular component: cytosol. The transcript is spliced from 5 exons. The coding region runs from base 79 to 1347 and encodes 422 amino acids. Gene Ontology annotation, biological process: carbohydrate metabolic process; GDP-mannose biosynthetic process.